UUUCCCUGUUAAAUUACAUGCUUCAUAAAGAUUUCUCCUGGUACAAUUGUCCACCGCCUCGAAAGAAGGGAACGAUGGGAGACCUCGUGGGUCAAUCUUUGGGGAGUAUGCAACUAGGACCAAGCCUUAAUAGAAGCGGCUUCGAUCAUGUCAGCCACGGUCUUGCUUCUCCUGUGAAAGCAUAUAUUAUGGAAAGCUUGGGAGAAGAUUUUCAAUUUUACACAGAAAUGAAAUCAGAAGAAGCUUUGUUGAAAGAUGGCAACUUUUCUCAGCACAAUAUUACAGAAAUGACAUACGAAGAAACUGCAAAUUACCACCCCAGUAUAGUCAUUGUAAUGCUAGCGCUGCUCUUGGCUGGACUUAUAUUUGUCUCAGGACUUCUGUCCUUCAUAAUCUUCAGAGAAACAUUAAUUUCUCUGAAAAUUAACUGUUUUCGGUUUCUGUUUUCUAAAGACCAACCAACUGCACAGACUGUACACAGACUUGCAGUAACAGAGAAUGAUGGAACAACUUACUCGACGAUUGUCUUAGAAGAAGUAAACUAUACAGAUUCAAAACACGUGACGAAAACAGAGGACACACUUAGUUCACCCGACAACCAUCACCAAUCUAACGAUUACAGUCGUUUGAAGCGUAACUAUGGCAAUAGGAUCAACAGUGAUGAAAGAGGAAGUAGUCAUCUGUAUGAUUCAGUGGAAUUUAACACAAAUACUGAGAAUAGAGACAGGGUGUAUUCAGUAACAGCUGAUACUUACUCGGUACAAUGCGCAUUUCCUCCUGAUAUGUAUGUCAUUCAUUUUCCCGAGGUGUUCUGAGUAUAAUUUGUGUGGAAUUAUUCCAACUUUUAAUGAUGAAUUUUUAUUUAUGUGAUGAUGUUAAUAAUUUGUUAAUAAAAAGGUUUCAUAUC
Saccostrea cuccullata (small rock oyster) is the source of this 907-nucleotide messenger RNA. RefSeq lists its product as uncharacterized. NCBI's taxonomy places the organism in Eukaryota, Metazoa, Mollusca, Bivalvia, Ostreida, Ostreidae. The coding region runs from base 18 to 815 and encodes 265 amino acids. The record is from RefSeq and is a predicted model, not a curated record. The transcript is spliced from 4 exons.